Brassica rapa (field mustard) is the source of this 759-nucleotide messenger RNA. RefSeq lists its product as uncharacterized. Lineage: Eukaryota; Viridiplantae; Streptophyta; Magnoliopsida; Brassicales; Brassicaceae. The record is from RefSeq and is a predicted model, not a curated record.
AUGAGUGAUCCCGAGAAAACAAAAGUGAACACUGAGGAAAAAAUUAAUGAAAAUUCUGAUGAAAGUGAUUACCUCUGGAGCGAUGAAGAAGAAGAAGGGGAGAUGCGCGAAAUCGUUCUCGCCCUUCCCGCACUGAGUCUUAGUGAUCCGGAUGAAAUAACCCGUCAAAAAGCUGUCGCUGCGGCUGACUUGUUGGUUGCUGCCGCUCAAGAAGCGGCGGUGACUAAAGGCAACAUGGAUCAACAAGGGUUUGGUGGAAGUGGUGAAACAGCUAAGAAGGAAAAGUCUCGUCGUCCAAGGACGGUUAUGUUGGACGACUUGGCAGAUGUGGCCGGCGCGUCCGGUUCUAAAGCCACCGUGUCUGCUGGAGAAGAAGAGCCGGCAAAGAAGCCUAAGAAGAAAGGUUCUCCUAAGUUGAUCAACCCACCUGAAGGUCCUCCUAAAUGUAACGUUUGCGGGAGAAGUUUUCUUUCUUGGAAAGCUGUCUUCGGCCACUUACGGUCUCAUAGAGACCGUGGUUACUCUGGCUUCUUACCUCCCCCCACAUUUAAUGCGGCCGUGAAAGCAUCUGGCGGGGAUGUUGCUGCUUCUUGCGGUGAUGGAGGGCUUGGUUUAGGCACUGGAGGGUUAAAUAUUGAUUUAAACGUUGACCCAAUUGAUGAGGUGGAGGAAUGUGGAACUGGGUCUACUCCAAAGUUUGAUCUCAACAGGUCACCGCCACAAGACGAGGAAGAUGCGAAAGAGGACAAAGCCGAGUGA